AAAAUAAUCACAAAAUUCUUGUUCUCUGUUUUUAUUAGGCUCAUUUUUAUUUUUUUUCAUAAUUCUGGUAGAAGGAAGACUCAAGUCUUUCCAGGAAAAAGAGAGAGGGAUCGACUGGGGUGAUUUAUUGGAAAACCAGGGGUAGCUUGAUAUAUAGAAGUCCACCUCCAUUUCCUAUAUCUAUUCAGAGCAGAAGCCAAUCUUCUUCAUCACCUUCUCUUUUGCAACAAAAUUUCCACUGAAGCAACAAGGAGUUAUGGAUCUAGAGCAGGAGGAAAUGCAGUUUCUAGGGAUCUUUGGGAUCUACAAGGAGGCUUACAAGAUCAUCUUCUCAUGGAAGAAGAUUUUCAGCCAAAUCACCGUUGCCCUGAUCCUUCCACUGUGCUUCAUCUUCCUAGCUUAUAUUGAAGUAUCCGACUAUCUCUUCCAGAAAAUCGUCAUCCAUGAAUUCGAAUUGGAUGGAACCCGAGUAGAUUCUGCAAAAUACAACAAAAUAUCGGAUCUUCUCUCGAGCGAAUUGAUCGCUUUUUGGCUUUUGAAGUUGGCAUAUCUAGUCUUUACACUCAUCUUCUCUCUCCUGUCAACAUCUGCUGUAGUUUACACCAUCGCUUGCAUCUACACCGGCCGAGAAGUGACUUUUAAGAAGGUGAUGAGUGUGGUCCCCAGGGUCUGGAAAAGGCUCAUGGUCACCUUCUUGUCUAUCUUUGUUGCUGUCUUCGCUUACAACAUAUUUGCAGUACUAAUUCUAAUUUUAUGGGCACUGUGUAUUGGACCUGUCAAGAUUGGUAUCUGGAUCUUGUGGGUUAUGUUCAUCUUGUACUUGGUUGGGCUCUCGUAUAUGAGCAUAAUUUGGCAAUUGGCUAGCGUGGUAUCGGUGUUGGAAGACUUGUAUGGGUUUCGAGCCAUGGUGAAGAGUAGAGCACUGAUAAGAGGUAAGCUUGUGGUGGCAAUUGUCAUCUUCCUUAAGCUAAAUAUUUCACUGUUUGUCAUAAAGAUAGCAUUUGAGAGGCUGGUGGUGUAUGGGGUCUCACUGGGUAUGGCCAAUAGGGUAGGGUAUGCGAUUUUGUGUUUCUUAUUACUUUUCAAGCUGUUUCUCUUUGGACUAGUCCUCCAAACGAUUAUCUACUUUGUGUGCAAGUCCUACCACCAUGAAAACAUUGACAAGUCAGCCCUAUCUGAUCACCUCGAAGUUUACAUGGGAGAAUAUGUUCCUUUGAAGGCGAAGGAUGUUCAGCUAGAGCAAUAUGGCGUUUGAUCCCUUUUCUGGAUUUUUUUUUUUUUUGUUUUUCUUUUCUCUUUUAAUAGAAGUUGUUGUAAUAUUUGUUCUUCCAUAUUUGUGAGAUGGAGAUUGUGAUAAUUAAUGAAAUAGCAGAUAUGAAGUUAAUUCCAAGAAUAAGCAUAAGAAAAUUCUUCCUUUUC
Vitis riparia (riverbank grape) is the source of this 1419-nucleotide messenger RNA. RefSeq lists its product as uncharacterized. The record is from RefSeq and is a predicted model, not a curated record. NCBI's taxonomy places the organism in Eukaryota, Viridiplantae, Streptophyta, Magnoliopsida, Vitales, Vitaceae. Bases 257 to 1255 code for a protein of 332 amino acids. The transcript has a single exon.